UAGUAUUCUAGUAAUAGAAUGUAUCCGGAUGAGGAAUCUGAAUGCAGCCCUAAAGAGAGAGAAGUAGUAUCAAUGCACGCAUUGUAUGAACACGUGUUAUAAUCAGCUGUGACCACUAAUCACAUAAAUAUAAUAAAUUCUUUUAAUUUUCACUGCUAUCUACUGUGUAUAAAUGUCUGAAGAAAUGGAAGUUGAACUUAUGGAGGAUAUAAACGAAGAUGAAAUUAGCGAUGAUGACAAGUCCAAGGAAAAUGAGAACGAUAACGAAGAUCAAGAGAAAAUCGUAUCAAAGGUGUAUCUUCCAGGAGAGAUUUUGGAAGAAGGAGAAGAGCUUAUUGCUGAUAAAUCAGCAUACAGGUUAUUGCAUCAAGCACAAUCAGGUGCACCCUGUCUGAGUUUUGAUGUAUUGCCUGAUGAUUUGGGUAAUUCAAGGGAGGAUUAUCCCUUAACUAUGUAUAUAGUUGCUGGCACACAAGCUGCACAAGCUCACGUUAAUAAUGUUCUUGUUAUGAAAAUGUCUAAUUUAUAUGGUAAUAAGCAACAUUCAGAAGAUUCAGAGAGUGAAUCAAGUGAUUCAGAAGAUGAGGAAUAUAGUCCAACAAUGAGUGUUGUAUCUAUAAGACAUCAAGGAUGCAUUAAUAGAAUAAGAUGUACAAAAGUUCAUGAAGUACCUCUAGCCGCCAGUUGGAGCGAAUUGGGUCGUGUAAAUGUAUGGGAUUUACGAGAGCAGUUAACUGCCAUUGAGCAUCCUAGCUCGCUUGCUGCAUAUCGUAAGAAGUGUGACAAAGAAAAAGGUGGAGGCGUCAAACCGCUCUUCAUAUUCAAAGGUCAUCUAUCUGAAGGAUUUGCCUUAGACUGGUGCCCAAUGAAACCAGGCGACUUAGCGUCCGGCGAUUGUAAAGGCAAUAUUCAUAUAUGGCGAAUCGGUACUGACAGUCCAACGUGGCAAAUAGACCAAAGACCAUUCAAUUCGCAUGCGCCACACAGCGUGGAGGAUUUGCAGUGGUCGCCAUGCGAAAGGGAUGUACUCGCAUCGUGUUCGGUGGAUAAAACCAUCAAAAUUUGGGAUAUACGAGCGAGUCCACACAAGGCGUGCAUGCUGACGGCGUCCGGUGCUCAUCAGGCAGACAUCAAUGUAAUCUCAUGGAGUCGGAUAGAGAGCCAGUUCAUAGUGUCGGGAGGAGACGACGGGUUGCUCUGUAUAUGGGAUCUGCGGCUUCUCGGUUCUUCCAAUAAAGCAGACCCGAUAGCUACCUUCAAGCAUCAUACUGCGCCCAUCACUACUGUCGAGUGGCAUCCCACGGAGAGCACGGUAUUCGCUUCUGGAGGUGCUGACAAUCAAAUCGCCCAAUGGGACUUGUCCGUAGAAACAGAUUCCUUGGAUGUCGAACAAAACGACGAGUUAACCAAACUGCCGCCCCAGCUGUUAUUCAUACAUCAGGGUCAAUCAGAUAUCAAAGAGUUACAUUGGCAUCCACAAUGCCCAGGAACUAUGAUAUCAACUGCACACUCAGGUUUCAAUGUAUUUCGCACGAUUAGUGUAUAAUGGAUUUAUGAUGACUCAUAAAAUGACAUAUUACAUUAUAUAUUUUACAAAAUAUCUGUGCUAUUUCUAUCCUCUAUUCAGUUUCUUACUCGAAGAAAUACUCGUUUCUUCUCUGUAAUUCUUAUCUGAGAAAUCAUCGAGUGUCUCAUAAAUAUAAACGAUGUAAAAAAUAUAUAAUUUAU
Molecule: messenger RNA, 1728 nt
Organism: Odontomachus brunneus
Lineage: Eukaryota; Metazoa; Arthropoda; Insecta; Hymenoptera; Formicidae
Product: glutamate-rich WD repeat-containing protein 1
Exons: 4
Coding region: 173-1546 (457 amino acids)
Molecular function (GO): protein binding
Source: RefSeq, a predicted model, not a curated record